Messenger RNA from Mobula hypostoma (lesser devil ray), 1110 nucleotides. Its product is annotated as nuclear factor erythroid 2-related factor 2-like. The transcript has a single exon. Gene Ontology annotation, molecular function: DNA-binding transcription factor activity, RNA polymerase II-specific; RNA polymerase II cis-regulatory region sequence-specific DNA binding. The record is from RefSeq and is a predicted model, not a curated record. Gene Ontology annotation, biological process: regulation of transcription by RNA polymerase II. The coding region runs from base 9 to 1058 and encodes 349 amino acids. Gene Ontology annotation, cellular component: nucleus. Lineage: Eukaryota; Metazoa; Chordata; Chondrichthyes; Myliobatiformes; Myliobatidae.
GCCUGGAGAUGACUGCUGAGGCUUCCUCCACCCCCUCUGAAAGCUGCAUCCCCUUCUAUCCAAUGGCCACCCCUACUCACCUUUCCGUCCCUCUGCCCGAGCCCUGGCCCCACUACCCCCUGGCCCAGCCCCUGCCCCCACCUCCACCUGAGCCCUGGCUGCUGCCCCAAGGCCCUUGUCAUGAUUCUGCCCUGCCGCUGGGCUCUGGACAAGAGACGUGGGCAGGGGCCUGGGGUGGGUCCCAGCUGGAGGCUGCUCCAUGCUUGAAGGCUGAGCCGGGACCAGGGCUGGAGCUGGGCCUCAGGAGGACUGGGCCUGGGUCAGGGCCCGAGGUCAGACUGGGACCCGGGACAGGCCUGAAGGCCGAAUUGAUGGGGACAGGGACAAUUCUGGGUGUGGAGGCCAGGCUGGGCCUCAGCAAUGGAGCUGGCCCAAAGGUUGAGUCAGGAUCUGGGACCGAGCUGGGCUUUAGGCCCAGUCUAGGCCAAAAGACCGAACAUGAGGCUGGGAUCGGACUUGGUCUCAGGGCUGGGACAGGACUUCCGUCUGGACUGGGCCUCGGGACAGGAACAGGCCUGAAGGGCCCUGCCAGACUAGGCCGGGAGACCUGCAGCCGUGACGAGCGACGGGCCCGAGCCCUGUGCCUCCCCAUUCCCACAGAAGCGAUUGUGCAGCUACCAGUUGAGGAGUACAACGAGCUGCUGUCUAGGCACCGACUGAGUGAGGCCCAGCUGGCCCUGGUAAGGGACAUCCGCCGACGAGGCAAGAACAAGGUGGCAGCCCGGCACUGCCGACGUCGUAAACUGGAGGCUGUGGCUCGGCUGCAGAGGGAGCUGGGUGGCCUACGGGGCCAGAGGGAGCGGCUGGCCGGUGAACGUGAACGGGUGGGACGAGCCUUACUUCAGGCCCAGGCACGGCUGGCACAGCUUGGACAGCGGGUGCUGGCAGCUCUGCGGGACCCUGGCGGACGACCCUACCCUCCUGGGCAGCUCACCCUGCAGGUGGGGGCUGAUGGGGGGGUGUUCCUGCUGCAGGAGGGGGCAGCAGGGUGUGAGUGAGUGCAGUCUAAGAAUAGAGCCUUCCUGGUGCAGUUUGGGUCAAGAGGGGGAA